Molecule: messenger RNA, 1276 nt
Organism: Etheostoma cragini (Arkansas darter)
Lineage: Eukaryota; Metazoa; Chordata; Actinopteri; Perciformes; Percidae
Product: leptin receptor gene-related protein
Exons: 4
Coding region: 239-640 (133 amino acids)
Biological process (GO): late endosome to vacuole transport via multivesicular body sorting pathway; negative regulation of growth hormone receptor signaling pathway
Cellular component (GO): endosome
Source: RefSeq, a predicted model, not a curated record
GCCACAGGCGGCUAACGAUGGGAGCACUUGUUUGUGUUCAGGUGCGGCUGCACGUUCACGUUGGCCUACACGGUUGACACAAUGAUGCUUUAAUGUCGGACAGACUGCUAAGCUACUGUCGCUUUAAGACACCUAAUGACAAAUAAGGAAAAGCCCAUGGAGGAAGCAGGAAGUUCGUUUACCAAGAAGGAGAGCACAUAAACAAUACACAAAGCAAAAGUUUGACACGUUCAUCGCUAUGGCUGGCAUUAAAGCACUGGUUGGGUUGUCCUUCAGUGGUGCCAUUGGACUAACAUUUCUUCUUCUGGGCUGUGCAUUGGCAAAUGAACAGUACGGGUUAUACUGGCCGCUUUUUGUCCUGAUUUUCUACGUAUUAAGCCCCAUCCCAAUCUUCAUAUCCAGACGCCUCAGUGAUGACACUGACUCCUCCAGCAAUGCAUGCAGAGAGCUGGCCUACUUCUUAACAACUGGCAUUGUGGUAUCAUCUUUUGGGGUUCCCAUUUUGCUUGCCCGCACUACGACAAUCCGGUGGGGUGCUUGCGGUCUGGUGAUGACAGGAAACGCUGUCAUCUUUCUCACUAUCCUUGGCUUCUUUUUUGUGUUUGGAGGUGGGGACGACUUCAGCUGGGAGCAGUGGUAGAGUGCCGUCAGACAGUGGAUAGACAGAAGGAUGGAUGGAACGGUGGGUGGGUAGAUGGAGAGUUGAAUGGAUAGACAGCAGACUAAGGCACACUUGUGUCCCGCACCGAGGGGUGAUGCUCAUGUACAGUGUACGCUGCAAAAUGUCAAAAUGAUGGGGUGUACAGGUCAAUUUUUAUAUUUGAGAGCAUCUGGUUUGGAGACAACACUACGUGCCCUAUUAAUGUGCCUUAUGUCUGGGACUAGAAAGACACUGAUGCCUAUCCAGCUGAACCCAUGUAAUUUUGCUUGUCUUGCUUUUUUUUUCAAACCCCCAAAUCACCCUGCUUAUUGCUGCUGCCUGCAAUUUCAUUAUUUUUCAUAUAAUCAUUAUAAAGGAAUUCUGAAGAGAAACUCUAUUGUAAUGUACACUGCAAUGCUCACUGCAUUAUCUGUCCUCAUUGUUCAAGGGGGAGUAGCUAUACUUUAUUAUGGCUUGCUUAUUAUGAGCACUGUUUGCUGUUUAAAGUGUGACGCAGGGCAACUUGUCUUAAUCCAUGCUAUAUGACAACUAGUUGAAGGAUUCCUCAUCAGGUAAAGAUAUAUUUGCAUGGAGAUGAUGUGUUUUUUUGUUUUCAUUUUGCUACAAGACUUUAAA